This is a messenger RNA of Tetranychus urticae (two-spotted spider mite), 1156 nucleotides long. RefSeq lists its product as uncharacterized. Gene Ontology annotation, biological process: mRNA 3'-end processing by stem-loop binding and cleavage. The record is from RefSeq and is a predicted model, not a curated record. Gene Ontology annotation, cellular component: U7 snRNP. Lineage: Eukaryota; Metazoa; Arthropoda; Arachnida; Trombidiformes; Tetranychidae. Gene Ontology annotation, molecular function: U7 snRNA binding.
CAAUAACAUUUAAACAAAGUUAAUCUAAAUUUAAUAUUAUUUACUAUUCUUUGAACAAAUAUUUUAAAUAUACAACAAGUUUUUUAUAAUGAAUAAUUUGGUGCAAUGACACUGAUUCACACUGUAUACGUAAAUCGUCAACUCAACAUAACAUCCAUAUUUUAAAGUCAAACUGGAGCUGCCGACUUGUAUUGAAAAAUCCUAACGUUUAACUGCCUUGACCAUCAGUUCUAUACAUUUUGUUGUUUCUCCAUCCACAAAAAUGGCUAACGAAUUAACCAACUCAAAAGACAUGCCAGAACUGGAUUUUGAAUCGGAUAAAUUUGAUCCAUUAACUGUUUUAACAGCUGAUGUAAAACUGCUUACCAUACCUGAUCCGAAGGCAAAAACUUAUAACCAUCUCGAGGAAUAUGAAAGGAAAAGUGGUGCCAAACAACUAGGACUUCUCGGAGAGAUCGAGCAAGGUACUUCAUCUAAAGCUGCCACUGUCAGUUCAACAGAGGUUAAAUUAUUUGAUGAUGGUUUAAAAUUUAAUCGAAAAGCUCGUGAGGAAGAAUUGAAGAAAACUUUGACUCCUGUAGUGCGCUCCAAGAAAAAUCAAAAGUCAGUACUAUCCAUAAUGAAUUCGGACGUUGCUGGUCCUGUGGCAUUUUUAUUCAAAUGUGUCAAUCAACGUGUAAAAGUUGUUAUUAGAAGACGACGAAUAGUUUUUCAAAACCAUGAUCAAUACGCUCACCUUUUUGGUAAUUUGGUUGCAUUUGAUAAACACUAUAACCUGGUUUUGUCUGAUGUUGUCGAAAGGAUAAGUUUAAAAUCAGAUGAUAAAAAUAUUGAAAAAAAUUUACCACAAAACAAGAGGAGAACUUUCAAAACAAUUUUUAUUCGUGGGUCCAAUGUUAUUUUUGUAUCACUUGAAGCUAAAGAUCAGUUUUCUGAGACUAUUUCGUUUGAAGAUAAUCAACCGUCAACAAGUAAACAGGAAAGUAUAAAACCAGAAUAAAAGAUUAACAAAAUAAUUUAAAAUUUAUAUUAUGCAUUAGAUAAUUAUAUGAGCAACAAUAUAAAUAUAUAUAAUCAAUGUACAAUGAAAUAUUUUGCGAUCACAAAAUACAUAUAUGUAUACAUAAAUAUAUAAAAACAGUGAGCAUCAAUGAAA